AUGAUCAGGUUAUACGGACACUUCACCAUACAAGGAUGGGUCAAGGGCAGUGUGACCGAGCAAGAUUUGUGUGAAAGGGCACCUGCAACCUGCAAGUUGGGUCCCAAGGUCAUGCGGACCACCUUAGAACACCUUCAAGCAAUGGGAACCAGAAAGAGAAAUUUAUGGGCUGAUAACAUAAGCUUAAAAAAUGGGCCUGAUGAUGGCUGUAGCACUGUGGACCCAGCAUCUUAA
Messenger RNA from Dovyalis caffra, 234 nucleotides. Lineage: Eukaryota; Viridiplantae; Streptophyta; Magnoliopsida; Malpighiales; Salicaceae. The record is from the annotation of a GenBank genome assembly.